UGAAAAGGUUAUUCAGUUUUACAAUAAAAUUUCAAAUAACGCUUAAAAUAAUGAGAAACUGGCACAAAUAAUAUUCAAGAGAAGGAUAUUUAGGGGCUUCUUUACUUGAGAGCCCGAAAUAUAUAUCCGUCAUAGAUAUUUAUAAAUAGGCCUAUAAUUGUCAACGUUUUAGUUUUUAUUUAUUUCUCUUUAUUUUCCUCUUUUGUUCAUAUAAAUGUCUAUUAAAGAAAAAGAUCUAAAAGAACAAAUUUCUAUACAAGAAAAUGAUAAAUUGCAAGAAUUCGAAGUAGAUGAAAACGGUGAAAGACGUAUAGAACCUACAGAAGAAGAUUACAAAAAUCUCAGAGAAGUUGCUGAUAAUAUCCCUAAGGCAGCUUAUCUCGUUAUUCUUGUAGAGUUUUGUGAAAGGUUUACCUACUAUGGUUUGACAGGGCCAUUUCAAAAUUAUAUUCAAAACCCUAACCCGCCUAGUUACCCUGCUGAAUUUCCUGGUGCAAUGGGUAAAGGUCAACAAACAGCUACUGCCUUAACUACAUUUCUUCAAUUCUGGUGUUAUGUGACUCCUAUUAUUGGUGCUAUCAUUGCUGAUCAAUACUGGGUUAUUUUAACUUUAACUUCUAUUCCUGCUGCAAUUGCUUCUGGUGCUACUUUCCCAGGUUUUAUUGUUGCGAUCAUCAUUAUUGGUUUUGCAACGGGUGGUAUUAAAUCGAAUGUAUCUCCACUUGUUGCUGAACAAUAUAGGAAUUUAAAACCAUUUAUAAAGACAAUCAAGCGAAAGUCAUCCUCUAAAGAUACUUAUGAUGAAGAAAUACGUGUCAUCGUAUCACCUCAAGCUACCUAUCAAAAGCUUUUUAAUAUGUUCUAUUGGGGUAUUAAUGUUGGUUCUCUAGCUUCAAUUACUACUGUUGUCCUUGAAAAGAAUUGUGGUUUUUGGCCAGCCUUCCUUUUACCAACACUUGUUUUUAUACCAGGCAUUUUAGUUGUAUGGGCUGGUAAAAAACAUUACGUUCGUAAUCCUCCUCGUGGUUCCAUCUUUAUUGAAGCAAUUAAAGUCAUCAGCUUUUCAUUUAAAUAUGGACUCGAAGGCUGUAAGCCAUCAGUUUUAUGUACUACGCACCCAGAAGUCGCUGAAAGAAUAACUUGGGAUGAUAUCUUUAUUGAUGAACUUCGUCGUACUUUCAGGGCUUGUAUUGUAUUUUGUUGGUAUCCUAUUUACUGGCUUUGUUACUCUCAAAUGACAAAUAAUAUGGUCUCUAUGACUGCUACUAUGCAAACUGGCAAUGUUCCUAACGAUAUUAUGCAAAACAUUAAUCCUUUGACGCUUGUUAUUGUUAUCCCUAUUAUGGAUCGUGUCAUCUAUCCUGGACUUCGACGUAUUGGUAUCAAUUUUCGACCUAUGGCACGUAUUACAUGUGGCUUUGUUUUUGCUGCUCUUGCUAUGGCUUAUGCUGCUGGUAUACAAUCCUAUAUUUAUAGUAAAGGUCCAUAUUAUGAUCAUCCUAAUGGACAUGGUAAAAAUGAUGUCUCUGCUGCCUUAAUUAUUCCUGCUUACAUCUUGGUUGGUAUUUCAGAAAUCUUUGCCUCCAUUACUGGUCUUGAAUAUGCUUACAGAAAGGCACCCGAGAAGAUGAAAUCAUUAGUUAUGGCCACCUUUUUAUUAACGAAUUGUUUUGGUUCUAUUCUUGGUUUUGCUCUUGUUACAGUUGCUGUAGAUCCAAAGCUUAAAUGGAUGUAUGCCGGUAUUUCAAUUGCCAUGGGUAUUUGUGCUCCUCUUUUCUAUUUCUGUCAUGGAAAGAACGAUAAGCUUGAUGUAAUAGAAGAUAAUAUUGGUAUUAGAAAUAACUCUGAUCAAGAAGAAGUUAAAACUGAAAUGAGUUCUAACUAUGAAUUAGAACUUAAAUCUACUGUCUAAAAAAGAAAGAAAGAAAGAAAAAAAAGAAUGUAUAUACAAACGUAAUAUAAAUUUAUUUUCAUGUGUCAUUUUAUACCAAUUAUCAUUUUUACUUCUACUAGAGAAGAUAGAUUUUUUUCAUACACAUUACAUAAUAAAUCAUAAUAUUAUAA
Cokeromyces recurvatus is the source of this 2064-nucleotide messenger RNA. RefSeq names its product POT family-domain-containing protein. NCBI's taxonomy places the organism in Eukaryota, Fungi, Mucoromycota, Mucoromycetes, Mucorales, Mucoraceae. Bases 215 to 1912 code for a protein of 565 amino acids. The transcript is spliced from 3 exons. Gene Ontology annotation, cellular component: fungal-type vacuole; plasma membrane. Gene Ontology annotation, molecular function: tripeptide transmembrane transporter activity; dipeptide transmembrane transporter activity. Gene Ontology annotation, biological process: oligopeptide transport; transmembrane transport. The record is from RefSeq and is a predicted model, not a curated record.